Messenger RNA from Peniophora sp. CBMAI 1063, 2139 nucleotides. The record is from the annotation of a GenBank genome assembly. NCBI's taxonomy places the organism in Eukaryota, Fungi, Basidiomycota, Agaricomycetes, Russulales, Peniophoraceae.
AUGCCCUCCUCUAAGCCUACGAAACCCAAGCCGGAUCCCGUAGACACGAAUGCGGAAACGGCUGGUGCUUCGGGCUCUGGCUCUUCCUCCUCGUCCUCGAGCAGGUUCGAUGCUGUGACUAAGAUAUUCGCGCCGUUCCAGCAUAGGAAGACAGACUCAAACAAGAUCUUUGCUGACCUUGCCCCAGUCAUCAUGACGCCGCGUAUGAUAUCGCAUGCCGCCACCGUCACGUCCAGGUCGCGCGGGGCGGUCGGCGCCGCGCAACAGCACAUGGACUUUGCCACGCUCGGACGCGCACCGAUGCGCAUAGCACUCGGAAGCAGGCGCCUGACCUCACGCGAGCUCCAAAUAGUCGAGGACACGGACGAGCUGUUGAGCGCGCCUAUACCGGACGAGCCGGAGCCACAGGCCGGCGCCCCGUCCCUGUUGCGCGGUUUCCAGGCGACCAUCCCGUCCGCGGACAAGGGCAGGACCCGCAGGCGCCAGACCCGCAACGUCGACACCCCACACUUGGGUCUCAAGAAGCUCGCCGCCGGUGCACGUGGUCUGAUGCUCGAGGGUGCCGAGGAGGACGAGGAGGAUGGCGUGCUUGUCGCUCCUUCUGGCCCCGACAGAGAGCGCGGGAGAAAAGGCAGGAGGAAACGAGGGAGGGAGAGCUUGGCGGCUAACAAAGUCUUCGGGAGGGACGAGUUGGAGAGGCAAACAGACGAGAUCCGUAGAGACAAGGAGAACUUGCACGUACGCAGGAGUCUCAUAAACAGUGAAAUCGACGAGGUCUCGCGAAAGAUCGCCGCGCUGGACGCAAUCCGACAGAGAUUAGAAGACGACUUGCUGAGACUGCAAGAAGACGAGCUGGAGCUCGACGAUGAACUUGAGAUGGUCAGGGAGCAACUAAACCUGGAAGAGUCUAGGACUCGAAAGGGCAAGUCGACCUCUGCGCAUAUGCAGAGCUCUCGACGAAGAAAGGGCCCCGCAUUCUUGCCAUCGGAACACGACGACUUGCCCCCUGGCGUCGCGUUUAUGACGCUCGAGGCGGGAAACACGCCCGUGACGGCGCUCGACUUCUCAGAACCGUAUGGUACCCUUGUUACGGCGACGGCUGAUGAGCCACAGCCGCGCGUCUGGGAUCUUCUAACCGGGACGGAGAUUGGACGUCUUCGUGGACAUACAGGGACUGUCAAGGCCAUGCAGGUUGAAGAUCAUGUAUGCCUGACGGGUGCCGAAGACGGCAGCGUUCGUCUGUGGGAUCUUCGACGUGUGGAAGAAGACGAAUGGGAAGGGGGGAUGGUGCAUCUGGAGGAUGUUGCCGAGGAAGAUGAACAUGGCGAAGGCGUCGUGGUCGAUAAACCCAACGGCAUCCGCAAUGGAAAGAUGAGUGCACACGGGGAUGAAGAACACGAGGAACCAACCGGCCCCUGCGUACGGGUACUCGGCGGACACAGCAAAGCCGUUACUGCUUUGUACUUCGACGACGACACCCUUGUGACUGGCGCUUCGGACAAAACGCUCCGUCAAUGGGAUCUGAACACGGGACAAUGUGUCAUGACUAUGGAUCUUCUCUGGGCAUUGUCACAUUCCGCCGUCGCCGCGCCUGGUGGUGCUGGCGGCCCGCUCUUCUCGGGUGCUACCGCAGCUGCAGGCACAUUCGCUGUGCCCACGCCUCCGUAUGCGGAUGGGACCUGGGAUCUAUAUCAAGAUUUCAUCGGGUCGGUACAGUUCUGGGGCUAUGCAUUGGUCAGUGGCAGCGGUGAUGGCGCUGUGCGGAUGUGGGACAUGCGUACUGGGCAAGCUCAUAGAACCUUGCUCGGACACACAGGACCCGUGACCGCCCUACAGUUCGAUGAGAUCCACAUCGCGAGCGGUAGUCUUGACAAGUCGGUCAGGAUCUGGGAUCUCCGGAGCGGUGGCAUCUUUGAGACGAUCAAAUACGAUCAUGGAGUAACGGGGCUGCAGUUCGAUAGCCGCAAGGUCGUCUCCGCCGCUGGCGAGAAUGGCGUCAAGAUCUACAACAGGACGUCCAUGCAACACUCCACGCUCUCCACGAAUGGUCACGUUCGCCCAGUCGAACGUCUGCGUUACAUGGACCGUUAUCUCGUUUCAGGAGGGCGCGACGCCAUGGUCAAGAUUUGGGCGCUAUGA